AGCCUCACACUCUAAGCUUCAUAUUCUUCUUCUUCUUCUCUAAUGGCGUCCAUUAUUUCUUAUCUUUUCAUUGCUCUUUCCCUUUUAGCUUUCUCAGCCAAUGCUCAGCUCUCGUUUGGCUUCUACGCAAAAAGUUGUCCCAGACUCGAGUCAAUUGUUCGGGCUGGUAUGACCAAAGCUGUUAACAAAGAAAAACGUAUGGGAGCUUCAAUCCUUCGCUUGUUCUUCCACGACUGCUUCGUAAAUGGUUGUGAUGGUUCUAUAUUAUUGGAUGAUACUCCAACAUUUAAGGGUGAAAAAAAUGCGUUUCCAAACAGAAAUUCAGCUAGAGGCUUUGAAGUAAUUGAUGAUAUUAAAACUCAAGUCGAAGCUGCUUGCAAUGCCACCGUGUCAUGUGCUGAUAUUCUUGCUCUUGCCACCCGCGAUGGGGUCGUUUUGCUUGGAGGGCCAAAUUGGGCUGUACGUCUCGGUCGAAAGGACUCGAGGACAGCAAGCGAGAGCGGAGCGAACAACAACCUUCCGGGACCAGCCUCCGACCUCUCGACACUCAUCUCGAUGUUCACUGCUCAAGGCUUCACUGCCCGUGAAAUGACAACCCUCUCCGGCGCUCACACUAUAGGCAUGGCCCAAUGUCAAUUCUUCCGAACUCGCAUCUACAAUGAAACCAACAUCGAUCCCGCCUUCGCCACCCAGCGGCAAGCCAACUGUCCGUUCAACGGCGGCGACAGCAACUUGGCCCCUCUUGACUCAACCAACACUGUGUUUGACAACAAAUAUUACGUAGACUUGACUAAUAGGCGCGGCCUGUUUCAUUCGGACCAACAACUCUUCAACGGUGGUUCACAAGAUGCGUUGGUUCGGACCUACAGUAGAAAUCCCAUUAUCUUUAAAUCGGAUUUUGUAAAUGCGAUGAUCAAGAUGGGGAAUCUUGCUCCUGCGAGUGGAACCAUCACUGAGAUUAGAAAAAAUUGCAGGGUGGUGAAUUAAUUAAUCUUAAUUAAUUAAUAGUUAAAUAGUAAGAACAAAUAUAGAUAAUAGUUACAAAAUAAGAAAAGAUGCUUUUCCAAAGGGAUUUAGGAUAAAAAUAUAUAUUUUCUUUUCUGUUUGUUCUUGAUUUUCUCCGUGUUGUAGAAUAUAAUUUCUACCAACUGAAGGAUUAAAUGCCAAAAUAAUAGUGAAACUUAAUUUUGCUUUAUA
This is a messenger RNA of Benincasa hispida (wax gourd), 1197 nucleotides long. RefSeq names its product peroxidase P7-like. Lineage: Eukaryota; Viridiplantae; Streptophyta; Magnoliopsida; Cucurbitales; Cucurbitaceae. The record is from RefSeq and is a predicted model, not a curated record. Gene Ontology annotation, biological process: hydrogen peroxide catabolic process; response to oxidative stress. Gene Ontology annotation, molecular function: heme binding; peroxidase activity.